GGCAUGUGGGGAGCGGGGGCCCGGCGCGCCGCCGGCCUCAGUCUCGCGCCGCGGAGCCGCCGCCGCUCGCGCCCCGCGCCCCCCUCCCCCCCCCCGGCCUUCCUCCUCCUCCUCCUCCUCCUCCUCCUCCUCCUCCCCCCCCCUCCCCCCGCCAUGGCUCGGCCCCCCCCGCGCCGCCGCCCCCCCCCGGCCCCGGCCCCGCGCUGAGUGAGGUGCGAAGCCCCCCGCCGAAGCGCCAGCCCCGCUCCCGUGCCUUGCCCACCCUCGCCGCCCAGCCAAGGGCCACCUCCGCUCACGCAGCCUCCGCCGGCCUUCUCCUUUUUCCAUUUCUCCCCCGUUUUUGACCAUUUUCACACGCACACCCCCCCCCUCCGCCGCCUCCACGUCGCCUCGGGGGACCCCACCGCCGCUCCCGAGCCAGAAGAAGGGGACCCAGACCCCGCGCCGAGCCCCGCAGCCCCCCGCCGCCAACCCACCCUCGCGCCGCAGCCGAGAUUUUUUUCCUCCCCUCCGGUCCCCCCCCCCAGGCGCCACGAGACGGCGGCGAGAGCUGGAGGGCGGGGGGGGCAGAGGCUCUCCCCUUUAUUUAUUCUCUCCCCCCGGCCCCUCUCACCAUGAUGUUUCGCGACCAGGUCGGCGUGCUGGCCGGCUGGUUCAAGGGCUGGAACGAGUGCGAGCAGACUGUUGCGCUGCUCUCGCUGCUCAAGCGCGUGAGCCGGACCCAAGCCCGCUUCCUGCAGCUCUGCCUCGAGCACUCCCUGGCAGACUGCACCGAGCUGCACAUCCUCGAAGGGGAGGCCAACAACCCCGGAAUCAUUAACCAAUGGCAACAGGAAUCCAAGGAUAAAGUGAUUUCCCUAUUGUUAACCCACCUGCCUUUACUGAAGCCCGGAAACAUCGAAGCAAAAGUCGAAUACAUGAAACUCUUGCCUAAAAUCCUGGCCCACUCAAUCGAACACAACCAACACAUCGAGGAGAGCCGGCAGCUGCUGUCCUACGCCUUGAUACACCCCGCCACCUCGCUGGAGGACAGGAGCGCUCUCGCCAUGUGGCUCAACCACCUGGAGGACCGCACGUCGGGGAGCUUCGGCGGCCAGAGCCGGGGCCGGUCGGACUCGGUGGACUACGGGCAGACACACUACUAUCACCAAAGACAGAACUCCGACGAUAAACUCAACGGAUGGCAAAACUCUCGAGACUCGGGCAUAAGCGUCAGCGCUUCCAGCUGGCAGGACAAAAACCUGGCGUGCGAGAACGGCCAUCUGCCCCUCUACUCCUCCUCCUCCGUCCCCACCACCAUCAACACCAUCGGCACUAGCACAAGCACGAUUCUCUCAGGCCAGACACACCACAGCCCUUUGAAACGCUCUGUGUCCCUUACCCCACCCAUGAAUGUGCCAAACCAGCCUCUAGGACAUGGAUGGAUGUCUCAUGAGGACUUACGAGCUAGAGGACCCCAGUGCAUCCCUUCCGAUCAUGCCCCCCUGUCUCCACAAAGCAGUGUAGCCUCUUCGGGAAGUGGUGGGAGUGAACAUUUAGAAGAUCAGCCUUCCGCUCGUAACACAUUCCAGGAGGAAGGGAGUGGUAUGAAAGAUGUUCCAGCCUGGCUGAAGAGUCUCCGGCUGCACAAGUACGCGGCGCUCUUCUCGCAGAUGACGUACGAGGAGAUGAUGGCCCUCACCGAAUGCCAGCUGGAGGCACAAAAUGUUACCAAAGGCGCAAGACACAAAAUAGUCAUCAGUAUCCAAAAGCUAAAAGAAAGACAAAACCUGCUCAAGUCUUUAGAAAGGGACAUCCUGGAAGGCGGCAACCUGCGUGUCCCGCUGCAGGAACUACACCAAAUGAUCCUCACCCCCAUCAAAGCCUACUGUUCCCAAACCUCGAGCCCAGAGGAGCACGGCCGGGACGCGGACUCGCAUCACCCCCCGUCCCUGCUGGGCUCGGACAGCCAAGGCUCCGACUGCAAGGACUCUGCCACGGGGGGCAUGCAGCAGCACCACUUGCCGGGGUGCGAGGGCGAGUCGGGGGGGGCCCCUUUGCCCGAAGGCGACCUGCCCGGCCAGUUCACGAGAGUGAUGGGGAAAGUAUGCACACAGCUUUUAGUUUCCCGACCCGAUGAAGAGAACAUAAGCUCCUAUUUACAGCUUAUAGACAAGUGUCUAAUUCAUGAGGCGUUUACAGAGAUCCAGAAGAAACGGCUGUUGUCAUGGAAACAGCAGGUGCAAAAACUCUUUAGGUCUUUCCCUCGGAAAUCCCUCCUGGAGCUGUCGGGCUAUCGGCAGCAGCGGAGCCGAGGCUUUGGCCAGUCCAACUCCUUGCCGACAGCCGGAUCCGCAGGGGCAGGGCUGGGCAGGCGAAACCCCCGCCAGUUCCAGAUCCCCUCCCGCAACCUCCCCACCGCCCGCCUGGGGCUGCUGGGUCCCAGCGGGCUGCUGGGCACCCCCCAGCGCAGCCCCGCCGCCAGCCCCGCCAUCCUCAAGCAAGGCAGACAGAACCUCUGGUUUGCCAACCCUGGGGGCAGCAACAGCAUGCCCAGCCGGAGCCACAGCUCGGUGCAAAGGACGCGCUCGCUGCCGGUGCACACCUCCCCGCAGACCAUGCUGAUGUUCCAGCAGCCAGAGUUCCAGGUGCCGGUGACUGAACCUGACAUCAACAACAGGCUGGAGUCCCUGUGCCUGAGCAUGACGGAGCACGCGCUCAGCGAUGGUGUCGACCGGACCUCCACGAUCUAGAGGACGGCGCGGCGGCGGCGCUGGCCAGGAGAACAACUGCUGCAGGUCCAGCGGCGAGGUCCGGGCGCGCGCGGGAGCCUCAGCGACAGCUUGCAUCCUUUUCUCUCUUUCUCUCCUCUCUCUCUUUCUCUCUCUCUCUCUCUCUCUCUCUCUCCUGUUUUAAUUUUGUGAAUGUGUAGAUUGUCCUUGUGAACAUAUCACUAGACUUGGAAUUUGUGUUGUCAUUUAUUACAUCCAUGCUAAGGGGGAAACGGCAAAAAAUAAACGGCGAUGAUGGAAAAAAAAAAAAAAAAGCAUGGGGAGGGUGGGGGGGAUGCGGCAGGAAAGUGCUGACAAUGAGGCUUCACCAGCGCACCGUGGGCAGACCCUGUUUCUGAACCAGGCGACGAAUCAAUAGCACCUGCGGGUGACCAAAGCCCUUUGGGGAGGAUUUGCAAGGGCCAGGGCAAGUGGAGACCCUGCGGGUGCUGCCACCUGCCCGGUCCCUGGCCUUGUCCCAUCGGUGCCAUUUGCAAAAAUGCCCCAUGGCAUCGCCGGCUCGCAUUUUGCUGAGUUCAGGGGCUGGACCAGCAGCCGAAAAAGGGCGAGCAAAUUCAAAAAGAAAACAAAAAAAAAAAAUCCAAAAAAAAAAAAAUCCAACAAAGCUUCCUUUCAGUUUUGCAAAGAGCACCCGAAAUGGCGACCUGCCUGUUGUUUACACGGCAGCGGUGUCGAAGGGCGCGCACUCCUGCUGCCGGGGGUUGUGUCUGUCUGUCCGGCCGCCCUCGCGGUGGCCGGCUGGCCAAGGGCCCGGGGAUGUCGGCGAGGGGCGAUGCUGUGUGCAGUGAGUGUCCGUUUCUCUGUCUUGUGGGUAGCGGGAAGGUGCUGCAUCCUGGCUUUACACAUCUGCCCAGCCUGCCCGAACCGCUUCUAAAUCCUGUUAAAACCCCAUUAAAAAGGGGCUUUUCCAGCCCUGGGAUGGCCGGGGGGGGGGUCUUGGCUGUCAGGCGAGGGGAGGUUUGGGAGCGAGCACAUAAACAUCGUGCACAAAUAACCAAGCGAGAGUGCAGCGAGCACCAAAAGGCCGCUCCGGUUUGGGGCACGAAACGCACCAGGGAGGGGAUGUGGAUUAGGGUGGCUCGUGCUCACCUCCUCUAACAGCCUUGGUGGAGGAAAUUAAUAACAACUACAGAAAUCUCGAUUGCUCAAGGCAGGAGCGUGGUCUCCUGCGGGUUGGUUUUGCUGUAAGCACGGCCGUAGCCCGGGCUGAGCUAAGCGAAGGCUGCGAGCGGGGUCACGGCGGCGCUGCCAGAACGGGCUCGGCCAAAAGCCUCGGUCGGCCGCUCUGCCGGGAGCGGGGUUUCAGUGCAAAGACCUCGGCAGGGUCAUUUCCAAAGCGGGCUGAGGGCUGAGCAGGGCUGGGGAGGGCUGGUGGCGGCUGCUGGCAGAUCUGGAAACCGGCUUGCGAUGCAGCAUUUUUAAGUAGUUUUAUAUAUAUAUGAAAAAAAAAAAAAAAAAGGUGCCAAAUGUUUUAUGUUUGCUAUUUCUUGGUUUCCUGUUUACCGGAAGGCUUGAGGUGAUGUUUACGGGAGGGAGGAGAGCGGAGGAGGAAAACCAGAGCCCAGGAGGGGCUGGGAAGUGUUGCAAGGAGCCAGAAAAUGAGCGGGGCAGGGGAGGGGGGCGCGGCGAGGCUGGGGGGCACCCAGCACCCGCGGCAAGCGCGAGCACCGCGGCGCCAGGCUUUCGAAAGGAAGACCCGAAGCUGAGAUUCUAUUUAUUCCUUUGCUGAAUAUAGAAACAGAGGUUAUCUGACUGUUAGAGAGAUUAUUUUGGAUAUAUUACUUGUGAACUUGCUAUGGCUGGUAACCAUGAUAAUGUCUGUUAUUAACAACCACCAAAUAAUUCGUUGUUUUUCUUUUUUUUUGUUUUAUUCUUUUUUAAGCUUAUUUUCCAUUGACAGUGUAUAGGUUAAUAACUACUUAGUUGUGUUUGCUGUUCCUUGUUUUUAAGUAAAAAAAAAAAAAAAAAAAAAAAGUGGCUUCAGUUACAUUUUGGAAGUCCUUCCUGGCUCUGUGGGAGGCCUGUGCUGAGUGCAGGUAACAGAGCUCGGUUUAAAGAUUAAAGAAAAAAGAAACACACAAAUAAAAUCCUAAAAUUAAAAAAAAAAUAUUUAUAAAAAAAUAAAACUGAAAAAAAAAAAAAACAGUUGCAUGAAUGAGGCUGUGAAGUCAAAUAUUUAGUAAUAAAGCGGCAGUGCCUUUCUUUUUUGUAUUCACCCCACGUGCAACUGUUCCCUGCGGCUCCCGGCCCGCCGGCGUUCGCCGCUUUUUGGUCUCGCCCCGCGUUGGGCGCGCGGCCCCGGCAGCUCCCACCAGCUCCUGGUGCUGAUGCCCGCGGCCCCAAACCCGGCACCCCAAUCCGGGAUGGCCCCGCGGGGCCGCGACGCUGAGGAAAAGCCCUUUUCUUUUGAGGUGUCGCCGUCCUUCUCCAGGGGGACGAGGCCUUCGCCGAGGCAGGAGCGCGGGCGCUUGAUGCGAGCCGGCGCCUUUGGGUGCUCGGCUCGUGACACAAAUCGCUGGGGGUGUCGCCGCGGCCCCGCCACGCUAUGGCUCGCGGUCCACGGGCCAGGGUUGGGUCAGCACGUAGCGCGAGGAUUUCUGUUGUCACCUUUCUCCAUGUCGGGGCGCGGGGAUGCGCCCCCCCCUCCCCCCCCCCCCCCCCCGGGUUGGCUUUCUGGAUGUGCCUGAUGGAAAGUAGGUCCUGCAGACGUAUAAUUUGCACACAGCUACGAUAUAACACUAAAGUUGAUUUUAUACAAGUCAUCAGAGUUUGCAAAGUGAGUUUUAUUUUUUGUAUUCCUUUAUCUUUACUUAAAGGUGAAUGUGUAUUCCUCUGGGAGGAAUAGGAAGAAAAAAAAAAAAAACACAAAAAACAGGAAUGUUAAUAAUGUUAAACAGAAUACUUCCUCCCUUAUUAAUAUAUAACCCUUAUGUAUUUAUGCAUAUUGUAAGCUUACUUUAAAGAGCUUUGAACUCUCUUCUGUUGCAUGCCGUUUCCGGGCAGACUUUUAUUGUACAUGCAUGCAUUUAGUCCUGUUUUUUCUGUACAAAGUUAGUGCACAAAGAAAUAUUUUUGCCUAGUUAAUGUUGCCAAGCAAUGCAUAUUUUUUAAAUUUUGUCAUAUAUGGAAAUAGCAUGUUUGUUACAUGUAAAAGCUUCCUGAUAUAAAGAAAUACUAAUGUUUGGAGAUGCUGGUCUUUGCAAGUGUACAGUUUUCAAAUGUUGUUACCAGUGAAACACCCUUGUGAUUUAAACUUGCUCCAAUGUAUUUAUUACUCAUUUCCUCCCAUGUAACUAGGAAUCAUGGCUAUAUUUCAUAUCAACGUUAUAUUGAAAGUGAAGGGAGAUGAUUAAUACAAGGUUUUGUAACAGU
This is a messenger RNA of Cygnus atratus (black swan), 6143 nucleotides long. RefSeq names its product sterile alpha motif domain containing 4A (gene SAMD4A). Gene Ontology annotation, biological process: nuclear-transcribed mRNA poly(A) tail shortening; regulation of mRNA stability; negative regulation of translation. NCBI's taxonomy places the organism in Eukaryota, Metazoa, Chordata, Aves, Anseriformes, Anatidae. Gene Ontology annotation, molecular function: protein binding; mRNA binding; translation repressor activity. Gene Ontology annotation, cellular component: P-body. The record is from RefSeq and is a predicted model, not a curated record. Bases 615 to 2732 code for a protein of 705 amino acids. The transcript has 13 exons.